Molecule: messenger RNA, 1751 nt
Organism: Baudoinia panamericana UAMH 10762
Lineage: Eukaryota; Fungi; Ascomycota; Dothideomycetes; Mycosphaerellales; Teratosphaeriaceae
Exons: 2
Coding region: 402-1751 (449 amino acids)
Source: RefSeq, a predicted model, not a curated record
GCAAUGGUGAUCGGUAGGAGCAUCAAGGUACAAUGUUAAAGGGACGGGCGGCGCCGGUGAAGGAUCAGAUCAGGCCAUCCAACCCAUGCGAUUCUAGCCCCCAAGCAGCUAAAGUCACCACCAUCUCCACCAUCCCGCCAGCUGAACGAGUCACGAUAGUACAAGGACCAGCUGAUCGUUUGCCAGCUUUCUCUUUCUUUCCUUGUCCAUUGAUCCUGUUUCGUAUUUCAUUUGCUUCUUGGUGUCUCGCAAUCGAUUGGAUUGAAGGGAAUACAGAGCGACGCAUUCCUGGUUGCUGGCUCGCACUGUAGCGUCACCCUUUCCUUGUCGUCUGCCCCGCCGCAGUACUUGGUUGACAUUCACACCAACGUCAGCGCGCUUCUUCAACCGGCCAAGUAAAGAUGACAUCUUACGGCGACGACGGCUACGACUACGAUCGACGGCGCCGACGCUCACCGCAGGGUUACCACGACACCUACCGGCGCCAGCAGUAUCUCAACCCUGGUGGUGGCGGCGGCUUACAACGUUCCCGCUCCCAAGGACAUGGUCCGACGCCGAACAUUUACAUCUACAACGAUCAGGUGCAGGAUGCCAACCAGCGCGCCAGCUCACCAGGUCUCAUGCCGAUACCCGUCCCCGCUCCCGCACCACCCCAAGCGUACCCACAAGCAUAUCCGCAACCGUAUCCGGUAGCUGUACCGUAUCCGGCAUCACCCGAGAUGCGUGGUCGCAGACACGAUCUCGUCGAGGACCUUGCCGAAAUGGCGAUACUGGAAAAGGUUGGCGUCGGUCGCUCGCGGUCCAGAGGGCGAUCGGACGUCGCCUUGGUCGAUCGUCCAGACUUCUACGAAUGGCGCUUGGAGCAGAAGGAGCGCGAGUUGGAGGAGCAGAAGCGGCGGCAGCUAUGGGAGAAGGAAGCUGAGUUACGCCGCAUGAGGGAUGAAGCGAGGCGGCAUAAGGCCGAAGAAGACGCCGAAGCGGAGAAGAAGCGCAUCAUCUCCGAUUGGGAAGAUCGCAAGCGCAAAGAAGCGGCCGCCGCAAAAGAUGCGGAAAUCAAAGCCAUCGAAAAGAUGGAGCGGGAGAGGAAGGAAGCGAAGGAGGCGGAGGUCCGAGCGCUCGAGAGAUUGGAACGGGAUAAGAGAGAAGCGAGGGAGGAAGAGGAGCGCAUCCGAGAUAAGAUUGAGCGGGAGAAGAUCGAAGCGAAGGCGAAGAAGGAGCGGGAACGUCAGGAAUUCUUGCGAGAGGAGUGGGAGAGAGCGGAGAAGAAGAAGGCCGAGGCGAAGGCGGAGAAGGAGAAGUUGGAGCACGAGAUGCGGAAGCGGUUGGAGGCGUUUGGCGUGUACAGCCAAGCACAGAUCGACUUCAUGGUGAGCGAAGAAUCUGCCAAGAAGUUGAAGGAGGAGCGAGAUCGCCCGAUAGGGCGGGUGGGCCAGAUUGAGCUGUGGAAACCCGUGCGGCCCGUGUACCCAAAGGUGCAUCGCGAUUAUCUUUCGGUUGACACCUUGAUAUACUACGACAUCGAGUACGAGAUUGACCGCGCCGACCCAAACUAUAUCAUCAUCCGUCGCGAGAUGGAUAGGUACGAAACGGAGGUCCUGUUCGAGCACACGAGGCGCCUGCGAGCCGGCGACCGGAAGUUGUUGAUUGAGGCGCCGAAGAAGGAGAAGAAUUAUGCCUGGUAUAGAAAGCGCGACCGCAGUUCGAGUAGGGUGCGGCAGGUCGGAAUACUGGAGGUCAAGAAGAUUAUAUGA